ACUGCACCCAAAGACGGCCCCUUCUCUUCAAGAGUUGUCAGCGGUGGCAUCCAACGAAACACAAUCUCGGCCAUGCCAUGCUGACUGGGGAUUUCAACCCCGCAGAAGCACACCGCGCGCUUCGCUUCGUUCCCUUUUCCUGAUCAUCAGCCCACGAUUCUCGCGAUGCCUCCACUCAAGUUCCAAAGUCAUAGUUGUCAACAUUGCCAUGUGUUUGGUGUCGAUCUCACCCGGACGAGUGGCGAGAGGGAUGAGCAGGCAGUAUACUAUGGCGGCUCGCGUUCCAAUCGCAAACCGGAUAUUUGCAGUCCUUUCAUGACCCUUGGCGAGAUCAGAGUGGCUGCUGAAGAUGGGUGCGAUUUCUGCGGCAUGCUUUUAGGCAUACAAUGUCUUUUCGAAUGGGGGGAAGAUGAGGCAAAAGGUGCGUUUUUCAAAUCACGUAAAAUUGUUUUCAGCUUGGAAUACGGAUACACUCAAGUGAUGCAAAUAGAACGCAAUCUAAAAUUUGCAGACGUUCAGAAUACGUGGGGAGAUCUGCACGACCUGCCUAUCUUCUCUAGCAAUAUUGCCUUCGCUACAUUCCCUUGCUUCGUCGAGAAGGAGUGGUCCAUGGUAGCAGGAUCCAUGCGUGACAGCGAAAUACGCCACCUGAAAACACUGGUUCGACUAGAUAAAAGCAUCAGCAACUUUUACAGGGCCUCUGGAAUGCACUUAAUGCUUCCAAUAGCAGAGAAUGAUGAUCGUAUUGCGCAAUGUGUAACAAACCGGCCAGUCGAGGAUCAUGCGGGAUCUGAAGACAACUUCACUCGCAUGAAACAUUGGCUUCAGACUUGCCUGCAGCAUCAUCCCAAGUGCAAGAUCGAUUCUGGAAAUGCCUACACGCCCACUAGACUCAUGAGAAUCUGCAAGACUGACAAUGGUGACUUGAAGCUCAAACUCGUUCGCACCAGGUCAGAGACCGAGGAGACGGCGUAUGUUGCAUUGAGCUAUUGCUGGGGCGGGGACCAAGCUUUGAAGUGUACUCAGGCCAAUUUGCAAGCUCUCGAAAGGGAUGUGCCUUUGAGAAGCCUUCCUAGAACUUUAAGGGACGCCGUCGAGGUGUGUCGACGGCUGCAUGUGGCGUACAUGUGGGUCGAUGCGUUGUGCAUCAUCCAGGACGAUGAGGUUUCAAAACUGGCGGAAGUCGGGAACAUGGCUCAAGUCUACAAAAACGCGUUGUUCACGAUAUGCGCGUCCUCGGCGAGCUCGACAACCGAAGGAUUCCUCAACUACCGGGGCUCGCCUUUUCGGGAUCCGAUAACGUUCCGUGUGCCAUUUCGAAACGAGAGUGGCGCCGAAACGUCGGUUGAUUUGGUCAUUGAGGAUCAUAAGUCUUUCGAACCAGAGCCACUUAGGGACCGAGGAUGGGCGCUUCAAGAACAGCUGCUAUCUCGGAGACGCCUGAUGUUCACGAGAUAUCAGCUGUAUUGGUCCUGCGCAAGCCUGCCACCUGGUAAGAAAUGGAUCGACGGAUUCAAAGCAUCGCCCCUGAUGGGUUUGGGGUUAACGGUGGUAACGGAUAUUGCCCGACCUUUUGUCGCCGACGACGGCCUGAGCCAGGAAGUGUGGAAGCAAGAGGCUCUGGAUUCGUGGCAAACGCUCGUCAGUGAUUAUGUCGCACGCAAGCUUUCUCUAGAAGAAGAUCGACCACUUGCAAUCUUGGGCAUUGCGGCAGAGUUCAUGCAGCUGUUUGGCGGAGAGACGUACUGGUGCGGCAUGUGGCAGUCCUCGUUCCCGGGCUGUCUCCUGUGGAGGAGAUAUUCCACCAGGCUUGACCACGAGCCCAUUAGCACGAAACGGCUUCCAUCGUGGUCUUGGACCUCGCAAAACACGCAUGAUCUAUUCUCGGCCAAUCUCGUCUUCGGUUCGGAUGUUGUACGCGAAGCACGUACUACUGACUUUGGGCCGACGAACAGCCUCCAGCAGUCUCCGAGGGGACUGCACCUCAACGGCCAGAUCUGGAUCGAAGGGCGACUGUUGAAAGACGCCGUACUCCAGUAUAGCCGGUACAGAACCGUUUUGAAAGACGAAGUACUAGGCGAAGCGGCCGGUGAAGUGUCUUCAAACAACAGUAUCUGGUUCGACAACAAAUCGGACGAGCUCGCCAUGAGGCCACCAAAAAACAGGGGCCCCGGAAAGUCUAAUUUGCAGCCCAUGACGCUCCUAGAAAUCCGAAACGUCUGGGAACACAACGGGAUCGUUAGAUUCAACAUCGACGGCCUUGUUCUGAGAACUCAGAAUAAUCCCGAGAGACCUGGUACGUACGAGAGGAUUGGAUGCUUCUCGCGUAGCAUAACAGUUUUCGAGUUGGACUCCGACGAUUCCGUGGUCAAGGCAUGGCUUGAGAAGGUGGUAGUACCCGAACACCAUCCAUUUGGUGGAGCGGAUGUUGCGAAGAUUCUGCUGGUGUGA
Messenger RNA from Colletotrichum destructivum, 2451 nucleotides. Its product is annotated as Putative heterokaryon incompatibility. Bases 166 to 2451 code for a protein of 761 amino acids. The record is from RefSeq and is a predicted model, not a curated record. The transcript is spliced from 3 exons. Lineage: Eukaryota; Fungi; Ascomycota; Sordariomycetes; Glomerellales; Glomerellaceae.